UGUCAUAAAAGUGAAUUUAUCGAACAAAUGCGGAGUGCGCCCGAAUUGAUUUUAUGUCAGCCUUCAAGGCAUUGUCAGGGCGCAACAUUUGAACUUGGUGUUCAGAUAAUAUCGGUGAAUUGACGAAAAUGUGGAGUAAAAAUGUUAGUGACUAGACAUUUGUAGUUACAUUUACAACUUUUAUCAAUUGUGAACCGAAGAAUAGGUUUUUUUUAUUAUUUUCUAUACAAAGUAAAGCAAGAACAAUGGCAGCGCCUAUAGACUUGGAUAAGCCUCGCUACGACCAAAGCACUUACGCCGGUCGCGCCAAGCACUUCCUGCAGCUUACCAACCCGCUGAACGUGCUGGCAUCUGAUUCUGAACUUGAUGAAGCGCAGAAGAUUGUAGCCGAAUUCAGGAAAACUCGUCGCUUACCACCUGGCUAUAAUGAGGAGAAGCUAUGGCAGACGAAGUAUUUGUACGACAGCGCGUUCCACCCCGACACGGGGGAGAAGAUGUUCGUUCUAGGACGCAUGGCGGCGCAGGCGCCUAUGAAUACUAUCAUCACUGGGUGUAUGAUAACGUUCUACAAGACGAACCCGGCUAUCAUAUUCUGGCAGUGGGUGAAUCAGACGUUCAACGCUGUUGUCAAUUACACCAACAGAUCUGGUGAUGCGCCGCUUUCUACAAAGCAAUUAUUGGCUUCAUAUUGCGCAGCAUGCGGAGGAGCUCUCGGCACUGCCCUAUACUUGAACAGCAAAGUGAAGAACAUGAAACCUAUUUACGCGAGGCUGGUGCCUUUCGCUGCCGUCUGCGGCGCUAACUUCAUCAACAUUCCAAUGAUGAGGAGCAAUGAGCUGAUAAACGGUACGCCAGUGUUCACACCUGAUGGACAGCGCGUCGGCGAGUCGAAGACGGCGGCGCGCAGCGGCAUAGCGCUCGUCUGCAUAUCCAGAGUGCUAAUGGCCGUUCCCGGAAUGACCAUCACCCCAGUGAUAACAAACUACGCGACACGGCGUGGUAUGUUCUGCAAGUACCCGAUGGCGGUGGUCCCGUUCCAGCUGUUCUUGGUGGGGCUGUGCGUGACGUUCGCCACGCCGCUCUGCUGCGCGCUGUUCAGCCAGCAGGCGCAGAUAUCUAUAGACAGGCUCGAGGCUCACCUUAAGGAGGAAGUAAAGAAGAAAUAUCCCAAGGUAACAGAAUUGACCUUUAACAAGGGUCUGUAAGUCACGAAGCUUCGGGUGUAGUUAAUUUUACAACACACUUGAGUGAGGGUAUAAUAAUGUAGGGCAAGCGCCACAAAACCUUAGCACUAAAGUAAAAGCAAUCAUUUUUAAUUUAUAAGGGAUAAACCCACCAAUACUAGACCAAGUCCGGCCCUGUAUAAAUAUGUGAUAAAUAGGGCCAUUUACUGUAUGAAAUAUCAAAUCCCUACCUCCCCUUAGGGGACUUGCUCACGUACCCCGGUACCCGAAUUCGGCCCUGAACAAACUUCCUCACAACAGGGCUGUAACAAACUAUUAUUCUAGGUAUUAGUUAUUGCUAAAGCUUAUUUUUCUUCGUUAGCAAAUAGUUUCAAACAAGUUAGGAAAUAGAAACCUUCAAAAUAAAUCACAUGUCUUCGUAGUUCGUACGUAUUAUUUGUAUAGCUUUUACUUAUGCAAAAUAUAAGAGCGCGAAACAUAAACUAUCAUUUUUUUACAUUUGUAAAAUGAGAUCCUUACAUUUGUGCUUAUUAUAAGUUUUUAUUUUGUUAUUGCAAUUCAUACGAUAUGUUUUCGUUUUGUAUGAAUUUUAUUAUUUGUUUUGAAUUUAUAUAUCAAUUUUAUUUUAGAGAUGUUAUUCCAUUUUUGUUAUUUGUAUGUUUUUUACUACAUAAUAAUGAUCAUGUUAAUUUUUUUUACGUAUUACUCAUGGAAUUCACGUAAAAAAUACCGCAUUUGUUUCUAUAUCUGAUAGAUAUUUCUACAGUAUAGAAUUAAUGCUAAAUAUAAUUGUGUACAUGAGUGGAUUUGCUUCAAUGCUAGGUUGUGAAACCCCCUAUGAUCUGACUUUUAGACCUUAGGAGGCGAGCCCUUCGGUUCAGCAAUAACUAUGCAAUACAUUCCAAAUUAAUUAAAUAUGUUAUAUGCAUUGUCAUUUCCCGUAUGGUUUGUGAAUGAUUGUCAAUUUACGUAUUGUGGAAUUGUCCCCAUGUUUUUGUCAAAUAAAUGAACAUUUCUGCAUAAACAUUGAAUAUUCUGCACUAUUGGGCCUGUAACUGCAAAAAUGGUCUAAACAAGGCACUAUUUGAAAGUGGCGUAAAGAUUAUUUUAAACUCAAAUAUAUUGACUAUUUAUUAUAAUAAUCCAUGGGAAACAAUAUCGUAAGGCCGCUUUUCAAUUGAAAUGUAAAAAUUAAGCCAUUUCUACAUUGACGGCAUAUAUAAAAUGGCAAUAACAUGGUGGCACAUGCACAGAUCAAGGACAAUAAUUAGUUAAUUGUAUGUUUGUGCUAAAUGUAUUCAGCUGUAGCAUCAAAUGCUGCCAUAGUAUGGAACUAUGUACAAAAUAAAUAUGUAUGAACGUUUCAAA
Molecule: messenger RNA, 2552 nt
Organism: Manduca sexta (tobacco hornworm)
Lineage: Eukaryota; Metazoa; Arthropoda; Insecta; Lepidoptera; Sphingidae
Gene: Sfxn1-3
Product: sideroflexin-1-3
Exons: 9
Coding region: 246-1205 (319 amino acids)
Biological process (GO): serine import into mitochondrion; monoatomic ion transport
Cellular component (GO): mitochondrial inner membrane
Molecular function (GO): monoatomic ion transmembrane transporter activity
Source: RefSeq, a predicted model, not a curated record